AUGAACCGGUCUCGUAAUAAGGAGAACAGACGACAGAUGGACGAAAAGAGCAAUGGAGUGGACUCCAAGAGAAUGCAAGCGUCCUCUCGGAAGGCCACUCAAACGAUGGGAGGACGUAAAGACGUGGAUAUUGUGGAUAUAGUGUCAUUCAUCGACUACUUUAUUCGUACUGCGUUCUUUAAAAUGACCAGCUCUGAGGAAAUGCUGUUGUUUCUAGCAUCUAUUGAGUCAAAUACGGCAGGUCUGUUUAAGGACUGGUCAUGGAGCCUGUGUUUCGUCUUGUCGGCGAUCUGUUGCAUUCCUGAAUGUACAUACUCACGGCUGAUACCUCUGGUGGCGAAGUGGUUUGCGCAAGGGGAUCGGCGAGUUGCUGACGCCAUUUACAAGUGGAUCAAGCGAUGGAGAAGCCGACAUGGAGAAAGAAAAGCCAUAGAGAAAUAG
This is a messenger RNA of Angiostrongylus costaricensis, 441 nucleotides long. Lineage: Eukaryota; Metazoa; Nematoda; Chromadorea; Rhabditida; Metastrongylidae. The record is from the annotation of a GenBank genome assembly.